This is a messenger RNA of Panicum hallii, 2221 nucleotides long. Its product is annotated as L-type lectin-domain containing receptor kinase IV.1-like. NCBI's taxonomy places the organism in Eukaryota, Viridiplantae, Streptophyta, Magnoliopsida, Poales, Poaceae. Gene Ontology annotation, molecular function: protein kinase activity; ATP binding; carbohydrate binding. The record is from RefSeq and is a predicted model, not a curated record. The transcript has a single exon. Bases 14 to 2008 code for a protein of 664 amino acids. Gene Ontology annotation, biological process: protein phosphorylation. Gene Ontology annotation, cellular component: plasma membrane.
GUUGCUUGGCAGCAUGGCUCCUUUCGCAUGGCGACCUUACCUCCCCAUCCUCGUCUUCCUCUGCCAUACUGCUGCCCACCUCCAUGCUUCUGAGGUCAUCCCUGGUACGGAUGAACUUGUCUACAAUGGUUUUUUCAAGGCCGAUCUGAAUCUUGAUGGCAGUGCUUUGUUGAUAAAUGAUCUGCUGAGUUUAACCAAUAUGCCAGAUGGAACAAAUGGCCAUGCCUUUUGCAGCUACCCUCUCAGUUUUCAGAGAAUCCCUGGUGGUUCUAUCUCCUCUUUUUCAACAACCUUUGUGGUCACCAUAGGCUUUCGGCGGUAUAAAGGCCAUGGGCUUGCCUUCAUGCUUUCUUCAACAAAUGAUAUAUCUGACAACUCAGCUGGUCAGUUCCUUGGCCUUCCCAGUUCUAGCUCAGAUGAUCAUGUUUUCUUCGCAGUUGAACUUGACACUGUCCUAAACCCAGAGUUUAAGGACAUUGACAACAACCAUGUUGGGAUCAAUGUCGACAGCUUGCUCUCAGUCGAAUCCCAUACUGCUGGCUUCUAUGACUCCAGUGGUGACUUCAAAAGUGUUGAGCUCAGAAGUGGAAAGCCGGUGCAGGUGUGGGUGGACUACGAUAGCAAAUCUUACCGCCUCAAUGUCACCUUAGCACUUUACUCCAUGCCUAAACCUGAACUGCCAUUGCUAUCAACCCCCUUGAAUCUCUCCUCCCUGUUGUCACUGAGUUCAUUGUACGCCGGCUUUUCUGCAGCAAGUGAUAAAUUCACAUCCGACCACUAUGUUCUUGGCUGGAGUUUCAAGCUAGAUGGAGAGGCACAACCACUUGACUACUCCCAGUUGCCAUUAGGAUUAGUUAAGGAUCUUAAACACCAUUCCCGCUUUCAAUACUCAGGUGAAAUGACCAUUUUAGGAGCCCCAACGAUUAUACCAGCUGUUGUUCUAAUUGUACUUGCUGUUCUUAUUUGCCGCUAUCUGAGGAACCGAAAGGAAGAUAAGGAGUUUGAAAUAAUGUGUGGGCCACCAUCUUUCACUUACAAAGAGCUAUUCACUGCAACUGAUGGAUUCAACGACAAGGUGCUACUUGGGAAAGGAGGAUUUGGAAGGGUGUACGAAGGGGUGCUGUCUAACUCUGCACAGAGCAUUGCAAUCAAGCGGGUAUCUCCGGAGUCAAAGCAGGGAAAGAGGGAGUUCAUGGCAGAGAUCGCCAUCCUUGGCCGUGUUCGCCACCGCAACCUUGUACAGCUGCUUGGCUACUGCCGGUACAAGAAGGAGCUGCUGUUGGUCUACGACUGCAUGCCAAAUGGAAGCCUUGAUAAGUACUUGUAUAACAAGGGCAAGCCUGUCCUUGACUGGGCACAGAGGCUUCGCAUUAUCAAAGGUGUAGCUUCUGGUCUCUGUUACCUCCAUGAGGACUGGGAGCGUGUCAUCAUCCAUAGAGACAUCAAGGCCAGCAAUGUGCUUCUUGACAACUCCAUGAACGGGAGGCUCAGUGACUUCGGCCUUGCGAGGUUCCAUGACCAUGGAGUUGAUGCACACACCACACGUGUGGCAGGAACCUGGGGAUACAUUGCACCUGAGUUGGCCCGGCUUGGAAAAGCCACCAAGGCAACUGACGUGUUUGCAUUCGGUAUUUUCAUGAUCGAGGUGGUCUGCGGAAGACAGCCAAUUGGCAUGGCUGUUGAUGGAGGUGAGCCUUUUGUGCUUGCAGACUGGGUCCUCAGCAUGUGGAAAAGCGGCUCGGUCACUGGAGCUGUAGACCCAAAGUUGGAAGAUUACGACCAAGAGGAUGCUGAGCUCGUGCUGAAGCUUGGCUUGCUUUGCUCUCACUCACUACCCAAGCUGCGGCCGUGUAUGCGUCUCGUCAUGCUGUACCUGGAAAGAGGCGCAAGACUAAAUGAGUUCUGUCCAGCUUCCCUGAGCAUUGAUCCAGACGAGGAUAAAGAGAUUGACCAUGUACUGUGUUCAUCCGGAGCCUCGACCAUAACAGUUCUCUCUGGGGGGAGGUGAUACGUAUUGUAAUGGUGAUCACUCAAAGAGGACAAGCUGUCUCGUCCACUACUGUAACACAUUGCUAUUUUGUCUGGAUUAUCCUUGUAAUAACUUGUUCUAGGACUGUACUGUACUAGUAUUGUUUUUUGAUAGGAAUGUUAAACUGAUAUUAGUAUAUUACCGUAUCCAAUGGAUAAGUAUUAUAAAGUUCAUCAUUUGCCGCGUGGUCAA